AUGAGGAAUGGACCUCACCAGCUCUGCUACAUCGACAGUUCACUAGGUGACAGCCCAUCGUCGCUAUCCUCCACCUCACUAGAAGACGCCAUAGCACCACAUUCCGAACGAGAUCAAGUUCGAAGUUCAGGUCGAAAUCAACUUGGGCGAACUUAUAGUCCUGGUCUACCGUUGUCAAUGUGCGAAAGGGAAGAAAUCGUGAAGCUGUUUCAGGCUGGAUGGAAAAUCUGCGAUAUUUCGAAGCGUCUCUGUGUCACUCAUAGCUGUGUGAGCAAGAUUUUGAACAGAUAUCGUCAGACGGGGUCAGUUCGACCAAAGGAUGCAAAGGAAGGUCGAACGGAAUCACCAUUAGUGACAGCGGUCAGAGAUUACCGGACACGUCUUGGAAUGAGCCGACAGGGUGAAAUUCGUGAACAGCUCAUCAAGGACGGAAUCUGCACUAGAGAGACCGCUCCCAGUCGAUCAUCUAUAAAUCAGUAA
Messenger RNA from Haemonchus placei, 480 nucleotides. NCBI's taxonomy places the organism in Eukaryota, Metazoa, Nematoda, Chromadorea, Rhabditida, Trichostrongylidae. The record is from the annotation of a GenBank genome assembly.